CCUCGCGUGCUAAAGAUGCCCCGGGAGGCGGCGAGGCCUCCGCCUGGGAGGAUGUCGCGGCCGCAGAUCAUCCACAGCGGCCACUUCAUGGUGUCGGAGCCCCACGCCGACCCGGACCCGGACCCCGAGGCGGCUCUGAGCCAGCCAGGCCAAGGCGCCCCGCCGAGCGCGGCGGAGCGAGCGAGAAGGACCGGCUCCACGCGGAAGACCGCGGCCGGGAAGGCUGGUGACGGGGCCCAGCUGACCGCCGCCGCCGCCGCCGCUUACGACUUCGACACGGUGAACGAGGCCGCGUGCCUGUGCUACCGCUACGGGCCUCGAAGCAGCGGAGCCCUCAGCAUCGACCCUUCGCUCACGAAGCUCUUCGAGUGCAUGACACUCGCCUACAGUGAGAAACUUGUCUCUCCCAAAUGGAAAACCUUCAAAGGGCUGAAACUGCUACAGCGUGACAAGAUUCGACUCAAUAAUGCAAUCUGGAGGGCCUGGUAUCUGCAGUAUGUGGAGAAGCGGCAGAACCCAGUGUGCAGUUUUGUGACCCCACUAGAGUGCAGUGAUGUAGAUGUGCACCGCAAGCCUGAGGCUGUCAUCAUGGAAGGAAAGUACUGGAAACGCCAAAUUGGGGUUGUCAUAAGGGAAUAUCACAAAUGGAGGUUGUUUUCCUAUACCCAGGCUUCAAAGAAGAUGGAUAAACCCGUCUAUGGUUCUGCUCAGGAAGUAGCUGAUGAUGUUCCAAGGGCAGAGCUGAAAACGGAUGGAACAGAUGCAAGCCCCAUGGACCUCGAUCCCUUGCAUGACCUGGAUGCACUUCUGGACACCUUCAUUUCUAGCCGCAACCCUUAUGGUGGCCCCAACCUCCGUGGCCUUGCUCACCAGGGAAAUGCAGAUAUGAUCCAGCCCACACUGACCCAACUGCACCCCAUCUUUGGGGAGGAGUUUAUGGACUUGGACCCCAUUCAAGAAUUCAUCACUUCCUGUCGUUCUCAAACCAUGAUCCAGGCUCCUGCAGUAACGGAUGCUAGUGCCUUGAACCAGUGCAACUCAGAUGAACCUCUCAUUGCCCCUGGGACCAAGGAUCUCCCACCGCCUGGAGACUCUCUCAACCCCAUUCCCAUCUCACUGGAUGUGGAGCCGCCUAUACCUUUGAAUGGACAACAGACCUUCCUGCCAUUCUUCCCCACCUCCCCACUGAGGAUCAGCCCGCCGCCUGUCUCUCCCAUCUUGCGCAUGCAGCCUCAAACCACUUUGGUCUUCUCUGUCAUCACGCAUACAGGAUCAGAAACAAACUCCCCGCCUAUAUUUCGGGACACUUUUGCUGUGCCAGUCUCUGCUCCUCCACCCAAGGAUGGGAAAUGCAGACACCUGCAACAGAUUGCUCCAGCACCCUUCUCUAGCCAGCAGCCAGCCCUUUCCGGUGCUCCACUCCCCUGCCUGCUUGCAACUGGUCCUGCCCCACUGCCCCUCACUCCAGUCAUGAACUCUGUGCAGGUGUUUGGUGUCCCAAAGCCGCCUGCGAAUAUGCUGAACUCAUUCUCGGCAACGGUGAAGUCUCCUCCACUUGCCUCUGCUGCUGCUUCCCCUGACACUGGUGCGAAAACCAAGGAGAGAGCUGAGGACAACACACUCUGCAAACCCCAGGAAGUGGACAAAUGCUGUACUGCCAAGGGAAGUCGCAGAUCAACACUUACCUCAGCUGACUAUGCCCGCCGUAGGGUCAUCAGCUCCGGCUUCAACACUCUUGCCAGUCUGGUGUUGACAGGACCUGAUCAAAGCAGCACUAAGUUCAGCAAAGCAAUGCUCCUGCAGAAAAGUGCAGCACAUGUGGAAAGACUGCAGCAAGAGCGCCGACAAGCUCAGGAGACAGUUGAAAGACUACGUGGGGAAAUCAAAGAGCUGAGCACUGCCAUUGAUGACUUUCAGCGCCAGCUUCCACCUACGGGAGCUCCUGUGCUGCCACCACAGUCGGAUCAGGCUUCUCAACUCUAUGAAGAGUAUGUGCGCAAGCGCACCCUGCAGGACUGGCGCUUCUGGCUUUUCAGCAUGGUGAUUAAGCCACUCUUUGAGAGCUACACCAGGACAGUGAGCACAGGCAGUGUCAAGGAAUUCUGCGACUCAGUGUUGAGCUGGUUGGAGCAGCACUGCACCCUGCCCAUCUUGCGUCCUGCUAUCUCUGGCUCCCUCCUGCAGCUAAGCAAGAUCACAUCCAUAUUGACUCGGCCAACCCAGUUGCGUGAACAAGCCCUGCAAGCGGUAGCUGGGCCCCCACACCGCAAGAGCAACAGCUAGGAUGAAGACCAGGUCCAGUGCUAUAUGGACACCCUCACACACUACCAGGAAAUCCAGCAGCAAGGACCUCUAUCUCAGGAAUUCAUUUGCCAUGCAACAAAGAAGCU
This is a messenger RNA of Lacerta agilis (Sand lizard), 2390 nucleotides long. RefSeq names its product MLX-interacting protein-like. Lineage: Eukaryota; Metazoa; Chordata; Lepidosauria; Squamata; Lacertidae. The record is from RefSeq and is a predicted model, not a curated record. Gene Ontology annotation, molecular function: DNA-binding transcription factor activity, RNA polymerase II-specific; RNA polymerase II cis-regulatory region sequence-specific DNA binding; protein dimerization activity. Gene Ontology annotation, cellular component: nucleus. The coding region runs from base 16 to 2283 and encodes 755 amino acids. Gene Ontology annotation, biological process: regulation of transcription by RNA polymerase II. The transcript has 17 exons.